Messenger RNA from Heterocephalus glaber (naked mole-rat), 2555 nucleotides. NCBI's taxonomy places the organism in Eukaryota, Metazoa, Chordata, Mammalia, Rodentia, Bathyergidae. The record is from RefSeq and is a predicted model, not a curated record.
AUGCGCCGUCAGUCUUCUCCUGCACGGCCUCGGCCUACCUCGCAAAGCCUCUGCCAUCCCUAGGGCCAGGCCAGGACGCUCCCCGCGGGCGGGCGGAGGUGUGGGACGCGGUAGGAGCUGGGCGCGCACGGCUACCGCGCGUGGAGGAGGCACGGGCCCGCGGCGAUGGGGGCCAGGGCCGCUCCUUCACGCCGGAGACUGGCGGGGCGGCGUCUGAGGUACCUGCCCGCUGGGAGCUUUCCCUUACUUCUCCUCCUGCUGCUCCUCUGCAUCCAGCUCGGGGGAGGACAGAAGAAAAAAGAGAAUCUUUUGGCUGAAAAAGUAGAACAGUUGAUGGAAUGGAGUUCCAGGCGCUCAAUCUUCCGAAUGAAUGGUGAUAAGUUCCGAAAAUUUAUAAAGGCACCGCCUCGAAACUAUUCCAUGAUCGUUAUGUUCACUGCUCUUCAGCCUCAGCGGCAGUGUUCUGUUUGCAGGCAAGCUAAUGAAGAAUAUCAAAUACUGGCUAACUCCUGGCGCUAUUCGUCUGCUUUUUGUAACAAACUGUUUUUCAGUAUGGUCGACUAUGAUGAGGGAACAGAUGUUUUUCAGCAGCUCAACAUGAACUCUGCUCCUACGUUCAUGCAUUUUCCUCCAAAAGGCAGACCCAAGAGAGCUGAUACCUUUGACCUUCAAAGAAUUGGAUUUGCAGCUGAACAGCUAGCAAAAUGGAUUGCUGACAGAACGGAUGUUCAUAUUCGGGUUUUUAGACCACCCAACUACUCUGGCACUAUUGCUUUGGCCUUGUUAGUGUCACUUGUUGGUGGUUUGCUCUACUUAAGAAGGAACAACUUGGAGUUUAUCUACAACAAAACUGGUUGGGCCAUGGUAUCUCUGUGUAUUGUCUUUGCAAUGACAUCUGGCCAGAUGUGGAAUCAUAUUCGUGGACCUCCAUAUGCUCAUAAGAACCCACACAAUGGACAAGUGAGCUACAUUCAUGGGAGCAGCCAGGCUCAAUUUGUGGCAGAGUCACACAUUAUUCUGGUACUGAAUGCUGCUAUCACCAUGGGGAUGGUUCUUCUAAAUGAGGCAGCAACUUCCAAAGGAGAUGUUGGAAAAAGACGGAUAAUUUGCCUAGUGGGAUUAGGCCUAGUGGUCUUCUUCUUCAGUUUUCUACUUUCAAUAUUUCGUUCCAAGUACCACGGCUAUCCUUAUAGGAAGAACGAAGUGCUAGCAGGAACACAAUAGUCUUCACUUAUGGGUAAUUACCUUCUCAGCAUUUUCCACGGGCAUCUGUGACUCAAAAAUUGCUUCAGAAGACUUUUAUGGAAACAUCUAUGGCAAUCAAGUCUGUUUUAGAAGGGAAUAACAUGAAACAUUCUGUAUUCUAUCAUUUUGAUUCCUCCCGUCUCUACAAUUUCUUUAACUGUCUUAUAAGAUAGCAUGAUGUAAAAAAAAAAAAAAAGCAUGAUGUAAAUAUAAUGGGAAAAUAUCAGUAAUUAAAGCAGAAGUCAUGCAUUCCAGUUUGGGGUUUAAUUUUUUUAUAUUAAAUAGCUGAGAACUGUGACUCUGCAGUUAGAUAAAUCUGGAUUUGACUCUUCAGUCUUCUCACUGUGACUUAGAGUUAGUUUUUUCAUCAGCUCUAAAGUAGUGAAGACAGACUCAGUUGUUAAGAGUUGUCUGUUACUUCUAUAUCUUUUACCAACAUAUUUAACUUUAUUAAGCCUGUUUCAUCCUCUAUAAACUUCAGAAUUUUAUGGGGAUAACUUUGUAGUCACUGAAAUACAGUGAGUUCGCAAUUCAAAUUAAUUACUUUAGCUAACUUCAUGUGUAACAGUCAUGUUAGCACUUAAUUAUUCAGUAUCAAUUUAUUGCAUUGUAUUUUUCAUUAAGUCUUCAUAUACAAUUGUUUAAUAUGUUUAAUUUGUUUCCUUGUAGAAGACUGUAAUAUACUUGGGUAAAGGUCCUUAACAAAUAUACCUUUUAUAUCUACAAAGUGCAAUGCACAUAGUAGGUGCUCAUCAUAUACUUGUUAAUUGAAUCUGUGUGCUCAAAAACAUUUCUUAUCUACUAGCGGUAAAUGCAGGGGAACUGUUGGAAAAAAAUGAAGUGUACUAGUUUGCCACAUUACACAAGCCUAGAAAAUGUAAUCCAUGUCCAGUGGCAAACCCUGGAGUUGUCGGGUUGUUCUACACAGCUAAUGGCAUGUGUAGAAAGAUAGUUAUUCCAGAAAUCUGAUUCUGAGCUGGCUGCCAUCAAAUUAAAAGUAGAUAUAUAUAUUAGAUGAGUAUAGAAAUGGAUAAAGUGUCUUCCAUUGUCUUAUACUUGUAUUUCGUGAUAUGUUUGAUUAUUUUGAAAAAUGAUUAAUAGCAAUAAAAAAUGGAAUGACAUUCAGUAAGGAAAAGUAAAAUAGAGAAACUAGAAAUGAAAGGGGUACUUUAGAAAGUAUGAUGGUGAACAAGCACAUAAGACAGAAUAUCCCAGGAUGUACAGUGUAUAGCAAUACCAUAUUCACUUGUACAUCUUAGAUAUACAUCUUUCAUCUGUAGGGAAAAUAACACAAACUUGAACUGUAAAAA